CCGCUGUUCGCAGCUGGCGCCAUUGGUUUGCCAUGCGUUGUUUGCGAAAGCAGCGCCUGCCGAAAACCACGUGUUUGUCUCUGUGACAGGUGUGAGAUGCAAGCAAUACAAGGACCUGGUAGUAAUCGUGUAUAUAUGUCGCAGGUUACAAUCGCUGACCGGGGGCAUGAAACGGAGGUGCCGGAGUUCCUUGCGUCCCUCAAAGAGGUGAAAGACAAGGCGUCUUGUGUUUCUGCGGCAGUGGGAAGUCUUCUGUCUCGUGUCAAGAACAAAAAGCAGUUGAAUACUGCUGCGGGCCUGAGCUUCCUUGAGAUGAAGAACCAUGUCAUGCUCAGCUACCUGCUUGACCUGACACACAUUAUUUGGUGCAAGGUUUCUGGCAAAAGCAUUGAUGGUGACCCUUCAAUCCGUCGGCUCGUGCAAGCUCGAACUGUCCUCGAGAGAAUUCGUCCCAUUGACCAGAAACUAAAAUAUCAAGUUGACAAAGUUGUCAGAACAGCGACUCUCGGAACUCUUAAUGCUGAUGACCCUUUGAGGUUUAGAGCAAAUCCUGCAGCCCUUGAAGCUGAAAGUGGUGAUGAGUCUACAGAUAGUGUUGAAAAGGGAGCUGGAGAUAAAGCAACCAAAGUGUACAGACCCCCAAAGUUGGCACCUGUUCACUAUGAUGGUGAUGAAACCGAAAAGGAACGUAGGGAGCGACUCCUAGAGCGAGCAAAGAGAAAAGCUUUGUGCACUAAUGUUAUGGAAGAACUGCGAAGCGAGUUCUAUGAUGGCCCUGUAGAAAUCAAGGAUGCUUAUGACAGCCACAAAGCAAAGCAGAACAAGGCAGUGCAGGAGCGAGUGCAGUACGAAGAAGACAACAUGCUAAGACUUACAUUGACCAAGAAGGAAAGGAACCUUGGAAAGCAGUUGGGAACCAUGUCGAGCCUGAGAGACCUCACCCGCUUUGGGGAUUUCUCGGCUUUGGAUGCCAACGAUGCAGAUGACCUGCAACCACCAAAGAAGAAGACCAAGAAGGUAUAUAAGAAAAAAUGGGGCAAGAAAGGAUUUCGGAAAGGAAGACGCUGAGGCCAUGAACACGUACAGAACAUUAAAUCAUUCUUUCAUGGGCAGUA
Molecule: messenger RNA, 1115 nt
Organism: Dermacentor silvarum
Lineage: Eukaryota; Metazoa; Arthropoda; Arachnida; Ixodida; Ixodidae
Product: neuroguidin
Exons: 13
Coding region: 97-1068 (323 amino acids)
Biological process (GO): maturation of SSU-rRNA from tricistronic rRNA transcript (SSU-rRNA, 5.8S rRNA, LSU-rRNA)
Cellular component (GO): nucleolus; small-subunit processome
Source: RefSeq, a predicted model, not a curated record